Messenger RNA from Anoplopoma fimbria (sablefish), 2444 nucleotides. It is a transcript of the gene ykt6, whose product is annotated as YKT6 v-SNARE homolog (S. cerevisiae). Bases 239 to 835 code for a protein of 198 amino acids. Gene Ontology annotation, biological process: endoplasmic reticulum to Golgi vesicle-mediated transport. Lineage: Eukaryota; Metazoa; Chordata; Actinopteri; Perciformes; Anoplopomatidae. The transcript is spliced from 8 exons. The record is from RefSeq and is a predicted model, not a curated record. Gene Ontology annotation, cellular component: Golgi apparatus. Gene Ontology annotation, molecular function: SNAP receptor activity.
ACCGUAUGAGGAUUGUGACGUGGUGAUUGGUCAUCUAACUGCAAAUUGAAAACUACUUAGGUUAGCCAUAACUACGUUGUGAUCAGGUCGCCGGGCGUCUUUUAUACGUGUUAACGAGGUUUAUUCGGUUGUUUUGACGGGAAUAAAACAGUUUGUUGCUGAAUUGUCUGAUUAAACAAUCAGGUCUGCGUGACCGUGUCUGCUGCGACUGACUGAGCGGAACUCCUGCGGCGGCAGCAUGAAGCUCUACACCAUCAGCAUCCACCAUAAAGGAGCGACCAAAGCCAACCUCCUCAAAUCGGCCUACGACCUCUCCUCCUUCAGCUUCUUCCAGCGCUCCAGUGUUCAGGAGUUUAUGACCUUCACCAGUGCCUUGAUUGUGGAACGGACAACACAAGGAAGUCGUGCCUCCGUCAAAGAACAAGAGUACCUGUGCCACGUGUACGUGAGAAAUGACAACCUGAGCGCCGUGGUCAUCGCAGAUACCGAAUACCCACAGAGAGUUGCUUUCACAUUGCUAGACAAGGUAUUAGAGGAGUUCUCCAGGCAAGUGGACAGUAUAGACUGGCCCUCUGGUAGCCCUGAAACCAUAAACUACAAAGCCUUGGAUAUUCACCUUGCUAAAUACCAGAAUCCCCGAGAAGCAGAUGCAAUGACCAAAGUGCAGGCAGAGCUGGAUGAGACAAAGAUCAUUUUGCACAACACCAUGGAAAGUCUGCUGGAGAGAGGAGAGAAGCUGGAUGACCUCGUGGCGAAGUCGGAGCACCUGGGCAACCAGUCCAAAGCCUUCUACAAGACUGCACGGAAACAGAACUCAUGCUGUGAAGUUAUGUGAAGCUGCUGCCUCGUCCUCGCGGACACGCCUCUCUCUCUCUGCCUUUUUCUGCUCUUCCUACAACUCCCAUCACGCACCAGCUACCAGCUCUCGACACCAAGGACGGGGACAGACGGGCACCCAGUCUAAGGGUGCGACGGGGGUCCAAGGCGGGUCUCCUUUGUCCAGAUUGCGACCGAUGGGGGCUGAAGGAGUGACGGGGGGCUUUUGUCGUGAGGGAAGAAGUACCAUUCAAAUUAUUUUUAACCUCAAACAUCCGUGUGGUGCGUCAAUACCAGCUGCGGACAUUACAGUGUGACGUUGUGUGUCGGUGGUGUGUGUCGUUGAAACCAUUUAAUGUUAUUCGGAUUGGAUCAGAUCUCCACAGUUUGAUUUCAACUCUUAAAGUUCUUAAACGAGUAUUAACAGCACAUGUGCGUCUGCUUUGGGGGCAACUCUUGACAAUCUCACAGUCUCAUUUUGGGAUUGCAUUAGACGCGUCACCCGCUUCGGUUCAAUUACUGUCAAAGCCCAAACUGUUGUUUUUUUUGUUUUGUUUUUUUACUGUCCUAGCUCCUCAACAUCAAGUUAUAUUGGGAAGAAAAAACCUUAAUGUGUGCCCAAAACGGCUUGCUGAAUUUUUACAGUGAUUUGGAAAUCAUAGACUGGAUAAAGUUACGUCUUUAAUUUGUCUCAUAGUGCUAAAUGAAACUUUAAAACAUUCCCACUGUGGGGUGAGUGUGUUCUUGAGUGAGAUGAUGUGAAAUGUAGAGAGAUGAUUCUUCAUAGCCGCAGCCUUAUUGCAGCGCGGCUUAGAGACCCUUGUUGUCUCAUGAGGAGGACAGGAAUCUUAAGCUGUUUAGCUACUUUAUGCAUCGUAGCUGUAUUUUUUUCACUCAAGUAAUCCACAUACGACACUUAAGCAGGUCUGCGGCUCGUCUGCACCUCUGAAAUCUGGGAUCACUGACUUUGAUUCUGGGAAAUCUUCUCUUGAGACAUAUUUGAAAGAGGACUGGUGUAAAAUGAGUGAAUUUCACAUCCCUCUAUUACUUUAAGACACUCCGUAGCAGACUCUGAUUUUUUUUCAGUUUGCUUUAUAUGUAGAAAUGUCUUUCUUCAGGAUAUUCUGAUCAGUUCAAGAUAAAAAAGAUGCCUUCAAUAGUGUGUUUUAGAUGUUUCUCUGCUCUCUCUCUGUCUCUCUGCCAUUCGUGUGUAUGAUUUGCAGAUAUACAGCAUUGAUGUCGAGUGCCUGUGCCUGAGGAUCGUUGUGUGUGUGUGGGAUCUAAAUCGCUCUUUCUGCUUUUACAGUGUAAACUUUUUGUGCAAUAUGUCUGCAGACUGUCUCUCUUUUAUAAGCGGAGAGAAUAAAUGGGGAGACCUCUCUAAAAGGACAGUAAAAUUGACCUUUGUAUAUGCUAUUCUUCUGACUAAUUCCCAUGUGAAGCCUGUCCAAGGGUGUUUCUUGAGAUUUGUUUAAUUUCUCCUUUAUAAAAUUUCCAGUUAAUGUGCUAAAUUUGAAUAAAUCGGUGUGUUUAAACGGUCUGCAUUAAACAUUUUGAUCUGGAUUUGGUGUUUGCAAAUCUAAAACAAAGACUUCAGAUAAUAAACUGUUCUUUUCUGUCUGUAUGAA